This is a messenger RNA of Ailuropoda melanoleuca (giant panda), 4913 nucleotides long. It is a transcript of the gene KLF3, whose product is annotated as KLF transcription factor 3. The record is from RefSeq and is a predicted model, not a curated record. The transcript is spliced from 5 exons. Lineage: Eukaryota; Metazoa; Chordata; Mammalia; Carnivora; Ursidae. Gene Ontology annotation, biological process: regulation of transcription by RNA polymerase II. Gene Ontology annotation, molecular function: DNA-binding transcription factor activity, RNA polymerase II-specific; RNA polymerase II cis-regulatory region sequence-specific DNA binding. Bases 40 to 1080 code for a protein of 346 amino acids.
GCCAAACACCAGAGCACCCUAGAGAGUUGAACUAAAAGAAUGCUCAUGUUUGACCCAGUCCCUGUCAAGCAAGAGGCCAUGGACCCCGUGUCGGUGUCAUACCCAUCCAGUUACAUGGAGUCGAUGAAGCCCAACAAGUACGGCGUCAUCUACUCCACACCGUUACCGGAUAAGUUCUUCCAGACCCCGGAGGGCCUGUCGCACGGGAUGCAGAUGGAGCCGGUGGACCUGACCGUGAACAAGCGGAGUUCCCCGCCCUCUGCGGGGAAUUCUCCCUCCUCGCUGAAGUUCCAGCCCUCGCACCGGAGAGCCUCGCCCGGCCUGAGCAUGCCUUCUUCCAGCCCGCCCAUGAAGAAGUACUCGCCGCCGCCUCCCCCCGGCGUACAGCCGUUCGGGGUGCCGCUGUCCAUGCCGCCGGUGAUGGCAGCCGCGCUGUCCCGCCACGGCAUCCGCAGCCCCGGGAUCCUGCCCGUCAUCCAGCCCGUCGUGGUGCAGCCGGUCCCCUUCAUGUACACCAGCCACCUCCAGCAGCCGCUCAUGGUCUCCUUGUCGGAGGAGAUGGAGAACUCCAACAGCAGCAUGCAAGUACCUGUAAUUGAAUCAUAUGAGAAGCCUAUAUUACAGAAAAAAAUUAAAAUAGAACCUGGGAUUGAACCACAGAGGACAGAUUAUUAUCCUGAAGAAAUGUCACCCCCUUUAAUGAACUCAGUGUCCCCCCCGCAAGCACUGUUGCAAGAGAAUCACCCGUCAGUCAUAGUACAACCAGGGAAGAGACCUUUACCUGUGGAGUCCCCGGACACUCAGAGGAAGCGGAGGAUACACAGAUGCGACUACGACGGGUGCAACAAAGUGUACACUAAGAGCUCUCACUUGAAAGCGCACAGAAGAACACACACAGGAGAAAAACCCUACAAAUGUACAUGGGAAGGAUGCACAUGGAAGUUUGCUCGGUCUGAUGAACUAACAAGACAUUUCCGAAAACAUACUGGAAUCAAACCUUUCCAGUGUCCAGACUGUGACCGUAGCUUCUCCCGCUCUGACCACCUUGCCCUCCAUAGGAAACGCCACAUGCUAGUUUGAAUGGCUCCGUCUCCCGCCUCAGCGUGGCUCCCCACUCUCCCGGCUCUCUCUCUCUCCUCCUUCCCAUGAUCUAACUCAUUUUUUACAUGUACAUUUUAAUUUGGAUUCAGCUGGUCUGAAUCUCUGAAUUUAUAUCAUUCAAAUUUCCAUAUGGUCAGUAGUAGAUGUUCUCUAAUCCUCCUCUUCUUACCACGGGUCAGACCUAAAGAAUGUGAACACUUUUUUUUUUUUCUGGGGAUGCUAAGCAAACCCUUCUUACAGAUACGUUUAAUGUAAUGAGAACAAGGGAACAUGUAAACGUAAAAUAACCAAUUGUCGGUUUCUCCAUGUAUUUCUCAAAAGAAUGUCAAAGUAAAUGUAUUAGAAAUACAGUAUCCAGCCUGCAAGUCCUUGCCAGGGACAUUCAUACCUCUGUGCCCUGUGAUCGUAUUUUGUGCUCGCCAGCAAGAAGGGUGGACCCUCUCCCUGGUUAGGUAGCCGUGCAGCGAGAUUCAGGUAGGACCUUCCUUCCACGCUUCUUCCCUUCCAGUGCCCUGCACAAAUCCUGCUUGUCAGCUUGGAUUUAUCACGUCCUCUAAAUUAAGUCCUUGACACUCCUUUGUGCCUACAGCUAACAAGGAGGUCUUUGCCAGCCCUGGAGCUGAGCCAGAGCUGCUGAUUUAGGCGGGUGAUGUCUGUCAGUAAAGGGCUGAAUGCUCUCCUUGCCUCACAUGGCGUCAGAACAAAGGGGCAUGGCGCAGGGGAGAAGCGGCGGGGGCGAGGAAGGAAGCCGGCCCUUCCUCCUAGGCUAGGGCUCUCCGGUGAGGUUUCAUCAUGGGAUUAACUGCGCAGGGCAUCCCCAGAAUUUCAGUCUCUAUGCUAUGCUCGACUGUAGAAGCCAACAGCAAAGCGGAAAAUGGAUGGAGUUAUCCCCGUCCCUGUCACCAUUCCUCCGAUGUCCCUAAUGUGGGUCAGCAACCAUUGAUUGUCGGGACACCACAAAAAUAUUUUGCCUAGUAAUGGUAUUAAAAAAAAAAAUCUUUUGGGUAAGAAUAUGGAUGGCCUUUCUCUUACCCAACCUACUGCAGCUUUUUGCCAACAGGGAAACGUUAAGUGGUAAUUGUAUUCCCAUAUCAAAUUAAUUGUACAGCUUUUAUACAGAAACGCGUGUGUGUGAACCGUAGGGUGCCUAGUGGGCUGUUCCUUGUGUUUGUGAGGCGUAUGGCAAGUAAGCCUCUGCUGAGGCUCUAGUAAUGCAUUCAGUGUAAGACCUCAGUGACAUGAUUUGUAAAUCUAGUUGUGAAGCACACAUACCUUCAUUCGGGGGACAGAUGUCUGAAAAACACAGAAAACCACAGUUCAGCGAUUCAUCUCUUUAGAGCUCCAAAAUUCCCCAACAUUUACUAUUAAAGAGCUGGAAAUCAGUCACUAUCAAGUAUCCCGUUAGAAGAACCUGGAAAUGACUCGUGUUUAUGGUAAAGAUAAAUAGCGCCAUUACUUGGGGGAAGUUUUUGUGUUUUGUGUUUUUUUUUUUUCAAAAGCUGGCUUUUGAGCACCAUAGUCUAAAUGCCAAUAAAAAUAAUUCAUGCCUAGAAAUAUCAUUGGUCCUAAAUUGGAAGAAAGUGGGAGACGGUGGUCACAUGUGGGUGCAUGUAACCAAAUGCGCCUUCAUCCCUCAAUAAAGGACGGAAGAGACGAGAGAAGAAUGGAAUCCUGAAGAUUCAUCCCAGCCGAAACUCAGGAUCCAACACAACCUUACUGGGAGGAAUACAUUGUUCAAUUGUUUUUUGAAACAUCAGUGAACGAGUGAUUCUGGAGGCCUGCAAAUCACAUGGGGAGCUUACUUUGAUGGCGCUGGUUAAUAAAAGUUAGUCGUAGGGACUUGUGCACCUAAGAGAUCCCACUCAUCAGCCCUGGGCACUGGCUGAAAGGAAAUGUAGUUGAGAAAUGCAAAGUAAUUUGUUAUCUUCCUGGCACUUCGUUUUGAUUUUUUUUUUUUUUUUUUUUUUUUUUUUUUGGUAAGCACUGCGAAAUUUGUUUAGAAUAUUAAAACCUCCUAGUUGGGCUUUUUUUGUUUGUGUUUUUGCAACUAUGACAUGAAUUGAGGAAUAGAAAUGGCUCUUGGGAAAGUAGGUAUUGUCUGUACUGUAAAUGCUUAGUCACAUUCAUGCCAAAGUGUUUAAUUCUAGAAGUGGCUCUUACAACACACUGAAGAGUCAAGUUGGAAUGCAAGGAACUUUUUUGUUGGAAUGGAGAUGACCAGUCAUGGUGUGUGUUCCAGCCCAUAGAGAAGGUAGGGAAAAAAGGCAAGAAAGGGUAGAAUUGACCAUCUUUGAAUAAUUAGCUUUGAGUGUGAGUCCAGUUGAUAGAAAAGCUUUGUAGGUUCUCAUGGAAUUUGAUGUGUGUGUUAUGGCAUAUUUAAAUUGUGUUCAAAAGAGCAAGCAGGACCCUGCAAAGACUAUUCCAUUAUUAUUCAGCUUGCUUAGGUUAUGUUAACAGUUCAUUAGCAAAGAUCCAUUUUAACUCUGAAAGAAAGGUAACCCAGAGAGGCCAUUCUCUGUUCCCAUUGCUGGUCUAUGUACUUUGGUUACUGAUUGGCUCUUGACCAAAUUUUCCUUUUAUAUAUAUAUUUGUAUUUUACUAUGAUAGUUGAGAAAUUUAGUCUCUUAGGCAUUUUUAGCUGUUAUUGUGGAAGACCUCAAGUACAAGAUAAGAUGCCCUUGAACAUGUGGUUUUAAUGAUGUGCCAUGUUACUAUCAAUGGUGGUUUUAAUUGCAAUGUUUUACAUUGAUGAGAAUGAUUUGUAAACAUGAAGUUAGUGUUGUAUAAAUUCUGUUAUAGAGUUUCUUUUGAUUAUUGUCCAAGUGUCAUCUUGGGGAAGUCAGAAAAAUUAAGGCUGAAUCCAUCAUAUUUUAGAGUUCUAAAAUGUGAAUCUACAUCGUAAAUGGGCAUUAACAUUCUAAAUCAUCUGGUAUGGAGAAUGUGUUAGCAGCAUAGCUACGGUCAACCAAGGAAAUGCUAAAUACAUGGAAGUUUCAAGAGCCUUGGAACAGAUUUAUAGGGGAACUAUAGAUGUAAAUGUAUAUUUUAUUAAACACCCAUCUGCACUAUCAGUGUUGCACUAAUGUGGAAUUUGAAAGACUUUAUUGCUGAUACUGUAUAUCUCUACGGCAUUCCUGAUUAGAUUGUUUUAAAUACAAUCUCAAAGAUCUUAAGGUUUUAAAAUAAUUUGGUUUGAAAAUACACAGUCAUCUUGAAGGAAUUGCUGUUAUACAUGAAGUUACUCAGAGUUGUCUUUAUUCUCUUCUCAGUCGAGGUUAACAAUUUCUAAAUGAUCGCAAAUUCACUUAAUACAUUUACAAAGCCAUUUUACAUGCAUUAAACGAGGGCUACAAUACUAUGUUUUACAAAUACUAGCACUUUUUUUUUUUUGCUGUUAUGUAUUUAGUGUUAGAGGGUCAAAAUAAUCUUUCUGCUUAGCAUCUCUUAAACCAUACCUGCAAGUAUAGCAGGAUUAUUACAUUUACAGUACUUUAAUACUUGUAUAAACUAUGCAGAAAUUUUUAAUAAAGUGUAAUAUAUUUUAUAAGCUAAUAAGACUGAAUGGGUAAAGGUUUUUAGCAUGCAUUAGUAUACUUGCGAAUACUGAAACAUUUUGGUAAUCUUUCUUACUAAAGAUGUGAAUGUUUAAUGUACCUUCUCUGUUUCUACUCUGUAGUCCAAUGGGAAUUCAGUAAUGACAUUUUGUCAUGUCAAACUGUGAACAUAAAUUUGUACUGUACAGUCCUCAUAUACUAUAUACAGUAUGCAAUAUAUGUAUUAUAUACUUGUUAAUAAAACCAUCAGAAUAUUAA